AUGGGGGAUGGCGAGGCUGUGAAGGGCAAGGCUGAGAAGUCGGGCAAGGACAAGGCAAAGUCCAAGGACAAGGCAAAGUCCAAGGCAAAGUCGAAGGACAAGGACAAGGCAAAGUCCAAGGGCAAGGACAAGGCAAAGUCAAAGGACAAGGCAAAGGACAAGGACAAGGCAAAGUCUGAGGCUGGGGAUGAAGGAUCAAACGACGGAUCGGGCGGAAGCGAGGGCGAGGGCGAAGCGAGCACGGUGGUGAUGUCGGCGGUCGAGUCGCUGGCCAAGGCUGGGCAGAAGGCGGCCAAGCCGUCGCUGUUCACCCGAAACGUGCUGGUGCCUGCCACUAAGGACGAGUCUGAGGAGAGUAGCGAGAAGGACGAGGCCACAACCAACGGGAUCAAGGUCAUGGAUGAGGGCGCCGCCGACGAUAAGAAGAGUGAGCGGAAGCGGAAGCGGACCAAGGAGGACAAGAGCGGCGAGGCCAAGGCCGAGUCCGAAGCCGAGUCCGAUGAGCGGGCAAAGAAGCGGGCAAAGAAGGAGAAGAAGCGGGCAGCCAAGGAGGAGGCAAAGAAGGUCAAGGUGCCCGAGACGGCCGAGGAGGCCAAGGCCAAGGAGAAGCGCACGGUGUUUGUGGGCAACGUCGGCCUGGAGACCACUAAGCGCAAUCUCAAGAAGGCGCUGCGUGAGUUUGGUACCGUCGAGUCGAUCCGCUUCCGGUCUGUGGCUGUCGCGGCGCCGAAGCAGUCGAAGCGGAUUGCAGCGAUCACGCGCGAGGCGCACCCGGAGCGCAAGACGCUCAAUGCAUACGUGGUCUUUGCGUCGCUGGACGAGGCCAAGGCUGCCGCUGCCGGCGCCAACGGCACCGUUGUUGAUGGCUUCCACAUCACCGAGGAGGAUCUGUGGCGGUUCUUUGCCGAGGACGGCGACAUCGUCUCGGUCCGGGUUGUCCGCGACGCCGAGUACGGCUACGGCAAGGGCAUCGGCUACGUCAACUUUGCAUCGCCCGACGGUGCCACCGCCGCCAUCCGCCGCACCGGCGCAGAGUUUAACGGCCGCACCAUCCGCAUCCAGCGGUGCAAGACCAAGAAGCCGUCCAAGUUCAAGGAGGCCAAAGCAGCCGAGGCAAAGGCCGACCGCGGCUCCGCCCCGCGCAAGCAGGAGGCAAAGUCCAAGCAUACCAAGCCCGGCCGCCGCACAAACCGCUCCCGCGCCUACCGCCAGACCGUUUCCGAGCUCGGCACUGACGCCGACACGGUCGACAAGAAGCUGCUCCGCAACAAGCUCUCUGCAAAGCUGGCAAAGUCCAAGUCCAAGAAGCGCGACAUGACCCGCCGCGAUGCUCGUCUUGCUGACUCGCUCAAGCUCUAG
Molecule: messenger RNA, 1359 nt
Organism: Thecamonas trahens ATCC 50062
Lineage: Eukaryota; Apusomonadida; Apusomonadidae
Product: RNA-binding protein 34
Exons: 3
Coding region: 1-1359 (452 amino acids)
Molecular function (GO): RNA binding
Source: RefSeq, a predicted model, not a curated record